Messenger RNA from Aphanomyces astaci, 480 nucleotides. RefSeq lists its product as hypothetical. The record is from RefSeq and is a predicted model, not a curated record. The transcript has 2 exons. The coding region runs from base 1 to 480 and encodes 159 amino acids. NCBI's taxonomy places the organism in Eukaryota, Oomycota, Saprolegniomycetes, Saprolegniales, Verrucalvaceae.
AUGCUCGGACACCCUCAGUACGAAAUAUGGUUCAAGGCCAAUCUGCGAUGCAGCCAAGCUACGUUCGGUCGGCUCGUCGAUUGGCUACGCCACGAACUACCUGAACGCUACCGUCGGCUUUCCUAUCACUCGUUCGAAAAGAAGGUGGCUGUUGUGUUGUACUUUCUCGGCUCCGACGGAGGAUACCGUGAAACGGUCGCUGCGUUUGGAAUGUCCAAGUCGUGGUGCGUUAAUGUUGUGAGCGUGUUGACGGUGAUGAACGAAAAGUCGCUCGAUCAAACCACAAUCGUCGUGACUGCGUGCUUUGUGCUCCAUAGCAUGUUCUUGUAUUACAACGAUGGUUUGUUUGCCAUUCCAAAUCGCCGUCGCGACCGCAACGAUCAAGUUCAGCCGUUUGAUCAGUCGGAGUCGGAAACAAACCCAUUCCUCCGCAAGACAGCUUUGACGAAGCGCACUGCCAUUGCACGAAUUUUAUAUUAA